CUGGGCAUACAUACCCAUUGAUUCGGUAAAAAUUUACAGUUCUAGAAACCCAUUUGUUGCAGAAAUCGGAGGAAAGUCCUGUUAAGCAGCGGAAGGACAGGUUUCGGGAUUGUGGGAUUUGGAUUGCUUUUGGGCCAUGGAUCGACUGACGAUCAAUCAGAAGGUGUUUAUCCGUCGUUCGGAUGGCCGAAUCCACUUGGCAGCGGUUGUCAAACUGCAGGGCGGUAGCAGUAAUAUAGUGACAGUGGAAUGGACCGAGGGACACGGAAUGCAGGCUAAGGACCUGCCUCUGGAGCUGGUCGUCCUGAUGAAUCCCCAGAUCUUUGACACGCCCCGAUGCAGUGGAACAUCGUCCAAUCAAACGGCCUCCAUACCUCCGCGUUCCAAGACAGAACGAAUUGCUGCUGGGAGUUUAACACCACGAUUGGCCACUGCAACUCCCCGCCAGCUGCCACUUCCAAAUCGAGAGGACAAUGUGGUUGACCAAAUCGAAAGGAUGCGUAGGCAAAGAGAACAAAGGCGGGAGUGUCAAGCGCAGGCUCGUCAAAUACGGGAGAAGGAGAAGAGCGAAGAUCCAGGAAAUCCCAACUGGGAGAUAGCCAGGAUGAUCCGCUUGCAACGUCUCCAGAUGGCAAGUCAACCUGUCAAGCCGUGUAACACUAAUAAACCCCACAGGGAACAUCAAAUUGUGGUUUGUGUGAGGAAGAGACCACUCAGACGCUGUGAGCUAGCACAACGGGAAGUGGAUGUGGUCAGUAUAGCAUCAAAGGAUACUCUGGUGGUGCACGAGCCUCGGAAGCAUGUGAACCUGGUCAAGUUCUUGGAUAACCAUAGCUUCCGUUUCGAUUACGUCUUUAACGAGGAUUGCUCUAAUGCCUCGGUCUACGAAUUCACAGCCCAGCCCUUGAUACGACACAUUUUUGAAGGGGGAAUGGCCACGUGUUUUGCCUAUGGACAAACCGGAAGUGGAAAGACACAUACGAUGGGUGGACAGUUUUCUGGCAAGCUGCAGAACUGCAUGGAUGGCAUCUAUGCGAUGGCCGCCAGAGAUGUUUUCAGCAAUUUAAGCUCACCAGAUUACGUUAACUUAAAGUUGAAGACCUUCUGCAGUUUCUUUGAGAUCUAUGGCUCGCGGGUCUACGAUCUCCUAAUGCCUGGUAAACCGCAACUACGUGUCCUGGAAGAUGGCAACCAGCAGGUGCAAGUGGUGGGCCUAACAGAGAAUGCGGUGAAGAGCGUUGGAGAUGUCUUGGCCCUACUCGAGUUGGGAAAUAGUGUUCGCACCUCGGGACAAACCUCAGCCAAUUCCAAGUCCUCUCGUUCCCAUGCCGUGUUCCAAAUCGUACUGAAAUCCUCGGCGAAUGACCGUUUGCAUGGAAAGUUCUCGCUUAUAGAUCUGGCCGGAAAUGAAAGAGGAGCGGAUAAUAGUACAGCAGAUCGCUUAACACGCCAGGAAGGAUCGGAUAUCAACAAGUCCCUGUUGGUCUUAAAGGAGUGCAUUCGUGCUCUUGGUCGUCAGUCGUGUCAUUUGCCCUUCCGAGGCUCCAAGCUCACUCAGGUCCUGCGCGACUCAUUUAUUGGUGGAAAGAAGGUAAAAACCUGCAUGAUAGCCAUGAUUUCACCGGGUUUACAUUCAGUCGAACACACUCUGAAUACCCUACGUUAUGCGGACAGGGUAAAAGAGUUGACGGUGGAGACUGCAUCUCUCAAACCCGUUAUCACAGGUUCUAGUUUGGAAACCUCCAUAGAGAGCAGUUCCAUGCCAGAUAUAUUCGGACAGAAUCGCUAUUCAUCAGCCUCAACCCCAUCAGUGGCAGGUGGAAGAAACCAGUCAGACGGAGUCAAUCAUUUAAAUGAAAUCCAUGGACCAGAAUCAGAAUCCACUUAUCCCGCAUCUGGUCGCCAGUUGACAGAACGGAUAUGUCGCUCCGUCCAGGAAGCUUCUGUGAUGUUAGCCAAGUCAUUGGCGGAAUUCAGAGGACGGAACUUUCCCUGAAACUUAAGGGUGAAACUCUACAAUCAAUCUCUACAAUCUAUCAAUUUCUACAGCAAUUAUUUAAGCUCAAAAGGUUGUCAAAAUUAUCUGUUGAGAUCUAAAUAAAAGGUACAUUAUAAUAAUAA
Molecule: messenger RNA, 2121 nt
Organism: Drosophila eugracilis
Lineage: Eukaryota; Metazoa; Arthropoda; Insecta; Diptera; Drosophilidae
Gene: Klp59C
Product: kinesin-like protein Klp59C
Exons: 1
Coding region: 137-1996 (619 amino acids)
Biological process (GO): microtubule-based movement
Molecular function (GO): ATP binding; microtubule motor activity; microtubule binding
Source: RefSeq, a predicted model, not a curated record